Messenger RNA from Strongylocentrotus purpuratus (purple sea urchin), 3104 nucleotides. Its product is annotated as leishmanolysin-like peptidase. Gene Ontology annotation, molecular function: metalloendopeptidase activity; calcium ion binding. Gene Ontology annotation, cellular component: cytoplasm; membrane. Lineage: Eukaryota; Metazoa; Echinodermata; Echinoidea; Camarodonta; Strongylocentrotidae. The transcript has 21 exons. Bases 88 to 2730 code for a protein of 880 amino acids. Gene Ontology annotation, biological process: cell adhesion; proteolysis. The record is from RefSeq and is a predicted model, not a curated record.
UUUAAAAACAAGCUACUGCAGCAGUCUUACAACACGAAAUCAUUCUGGUGACGUAUCUUUCUACACAUUAUCCUUUUCAACAUAAUCAUGGAGGGGCGUGUGAUCACCUUGGUGUGUUUGGCGUUCGUCUUUGACUUUGGUCUCAGCUGGGAGUUCCCUGGUCUCAAUGAGCCAAUGUUUAUGGACCGCGAUGCGUCGAGAUGCUUUGUUCCAAAAGUUGAGCUCAAAGCGCUCAAACCAGGGAUACACACUCAUCGAUCAUCGACCAGUCGGUCAGGGAGCAGGACGUUCCAACAAAUGAAGUUUGAAGUAUGGUACGACGAGUCAGUCAUGCAUUCAUCGAUGAGGGACCUCAUCAUGAAUCUAACCCGAGAGACAGUGGACUUGAUAUCCCGACAACUCCAAGUGAAGGAAGAAUUGAAGGACUUUAUUUUCGACAGGUCUUGUCGAACUGGUUGGGAUAUGAACAAUGGAACAGUGGUCAAUUGUACAUGUGCUAAUGUGACAAAUUGUGGUACAGCUACGUUGCCCGAACACCAUUUACUACCGUGCUCCACAUGCAAGCGGUAUGAGAACGGGACAGAGUACGACUGCGUGCCCGAACCAGGAGGACCCGCCGAGAGAGGCGUGAGUGACGUUCAUUACGUUCUCUAUGUCACCUCCGUUGGUCCGUGCUCGGGAGGCGUCGCCGGGUUUGCUAAUUCGUGUUAUAUUGACCUAACACUAAAUAGGCCUAUUGGAGGGUACAUCAAUAUCUGUCCACAAGCCACAACAAUACUUGAACCUGAAGAUAUUCAAGUGCUAAUACAACAUGAAAUCUACCAUGCAAUAGGUAUCUCACCAGUCUUGUAUGCUUUAUACCGGGAUGAAAAUGGGGACCCCUUGACCCCCCUUGGGGACGAUGGCUUCCCCACUGAAUUGAACAGUGGCGGAUACCUUCAAUGGAGUGACCGUGUAGCUCGAACCCAAACCCUAGAUUGGGAUAUCCGUGGGGGUCAAAUAGAACGAAAUGUGACGAUCAUGGUAACACCUAACCUUAUAAGAGAAGCUCGUGAAUACUACGGAUGUGACACCAUUGAGGGAGUCGAACUGGAGGACGAUUAUGGAAGGUUUCCAUCUGGAAGCGCUCUCAGUCAUUUUGAGGCCCGAUUGAUGCCGACCGAGUCAAUGGGGCCGGCUUUCACUAAGGGGCGAAAAUUCUCUCGUUUCACUUUGGCAUUCCUCGAAGAUACCGGAUGGUAUAAAGUGAACUAUGACCUCGCUGACCCAUUUACUUGGGGUCGUGACCUCGGGUGUGGCUUCGUCAACAAGAGUUGUAAAUGGUGGAUGGACACUCAGAGAAACAGAGGGCUGUCCCUAAUCCCGUACUGUGAGAACCCCAGUGAACUACUCUGUAUGGAAGGCAAUGCUGCCGUCUGUACUAACAAAAAACUCGAUGAACCACUGCCGGAUCAAUAUCAGUAUUUUGAUUCUCUUCCCGGCUUCAACGAGACGGAGAUAGCUAGUGUUGGCGGUUUGUUUAUGUUCAUUGAUCAUUGCCCUGUUAUUUUCCCUGCGUAUCGACUACAAACCAGUGAUUAUCGGCGACAAAUAUGUGACAGAGAUAUCAACGAAUGUGACAGUGACCCUUGCAACUAUGGAGCGACUUGCUCGGACAUAAUAACGGGCUAUUUCUGUACAUGCACCGCAGAAUAUGCAGGGCGCCACUGCGAUUACAGUAAAACCAUUUGUUCCAGAUUAGACCAAUGUGCACAGAAUGAGGUUUGCAAAGAUGGGCUGUGCAGCUGUGGACGCGGUCGGAUCAGAACAGAAGAAGGUUGUGAAAUUCCGAGACGGUUCGAAUUGUGGUUUCAAGUUACGAAGAUCAACGGGUCACUUGCAAUAUACCCUGACACUUUCAAAUCUAGUGAUGAAAUAAUCAGAGGAGAGCUAGAGUAUGCGAUUUUUCACCGGUUAUCAAGAUGGCAGAUCUUCGUUGACUCAGUAUUCAGUGUCGCAAUCAAGUCCUUCAAUGGGAGUCUCGGAGUAGAGAUGGACAUCGUUCUCGAUGCAGGCAGUACACCGGAUGACGUCAUGAUUUAUGAUCUUAUGACGGAUUCUUAUAUUUUUGCCGCCGAAGAUCUGUCGUCUGGAUACACAUCUUACACCGUGGAUGUUAGCUCUAUCGAUGUUCAAGAUUUGGAUGAAUGCGAUGAAAUGGAAUACUCCGCUUGCUCUGUCUAUUCUACUUGCAACAACACGAUUGGUUCCUACCAGUGCUCCUGUCUGCCUGGCUUUGGAGAUCAAGGGGAUCCGACAGAUGGGCAAGGAACGGUCUGUAUUGAUAUCGACGAAUGCAGUCAUUCAUCCUUAAAUGAAUGCUCUCCGUUCGCCCGAUGCACGAACAAAGUCGGUGGAUAUAACUGUGUUUGUCUCUCGGGAUAUGAAGACUCUACUGGGAGCUCUGGAAGAUUAUGUGCAGACCAGAAUGAAUGCAUCUCCGCCAAGCUGAAUGACUGCUCCCCAGUGGCGGCUUGCACCGACGAGCCUGGAACUUUCUCCUGCGCUUGUCCUCCGGGCUACACAGAUAUCUCACCUACUGGUGCGGGCCCGGGAAGGGUGUGUGAGAAUGAACAAGUUAAAGAAGGUUCCAUGACCUUCAUCGUCAUUAUCUCAAUCGUCGUUGGUGUCAUGUUCGUCCUCUUUGUCGCAUUGCUCUUAUUAUCCCAAGCGAUGAAGACCAAAUUCUAGAUCGCGCCCAUGAUCGAAAUGCUGAUUGAGUGGUUCGUCAAACCCGUACACGGCGUUCGAAACAGUUUCUAUUCGACCUCUAUGAAUAUGAUUUUGCGGUCUGUUCAAGCUCAAAGAAUAUAGCCGUUGUCGUAACGGUAGUCAUCAUUAUGGAUUUGCCGUUUGUCUGUUUUAUAAUAUCAGAAUAAUCAAACAUUUAAACGAAGUAGAUGAAUUUUCACGUUUCCGUCAAUUUAUUCUAUUCAGUCUUUAUCGUGUGGUUGCAUGUAUCUUAAAGGGAAGGUUAUGUCUUUUAAAAGUGAACAAAAGAACAAUUGUGAGCUUUCUCAUUCUCUACAUAGCCAAAUGUGACUACCGAUAGAUUCCUUCUGCAU